UUUCUGUAUGCAAUUCAAAAUAAAAGAAUAUCAAUUCCCAAGCCCCAUCUUAAUGGCUGUAGGAGUAAGGAACUGCACCAUAAGAUUCAUGGAAGUUGAAUCAUCAUCACCCAUGAAAUGCUCGCUCUCCUAUAGAAAACAAUCUGUUCAUUUCUCUAACUCUUCUAACCAACAGAGGUAUAAUCAGUGUUGCUCAUUGUCUAUGAAUGGAUGCCAAGGCGAUCCAAGAGCUCCUAUUGGAACCGUAGAAACUCGAACGUUGCCUGCGGUUUCUAGCCCUGCAUUGGCCAUGGAACAUCUCAAUUCCGCCAUCUCUGAUAUGAUUAUGUCCCAGCCUCCUCCUUACAAUUCCGGAAUCAUUCGCCUCGAGGUGCCAAUUGAAGAGCAGAUUGAAGCACUUCAGUGGCUUCAUGCGCAGAACCAUCUCCUCCUCCCUCGCUGCUUCUUCUCCGGUCGAAGAGUUGCUUCUGAAAUGUGCAUUAAUGGAACCUCUUCUCAUUCUAAAUUGGUCAGUGUAGCUGGUGUCGGCUCUGCUGUCUUCUUUACUCAUUUACGUCCUUUCUCAUUAGACGAUUGGCGUGCUAUAAGAAGGUUCCUCUCCAAGAAAUGUCCACUAAUUCGUGCUUAUGGGGCAAUCCGAUUUGAUGCAACAGCCAAUAUAGCUUCUGAAUGGAGUGCUUUUGGCUCAUUUUAUUUCAUGGUUCCUCAGGUUGAGUUUGAUGAACUUGAAGGAAGUUCGAUUAUUGCUGCAACUAUUGCAUGGGACAAUGCUGCCUCAUGGACAUACCAGAGGGCAAUAGAUGCACUUCAGGCCACAAUAUGGCAGCUUUCCUCAGUUCUUAUGACAGUGCAGAAAACAAUUCCUCAUUCUCAUAUACUCGCCAAUACACAUGUGCCGGGUAAAGCAUCUUGGGACCAUGCUGUUAAGCGUGCUUUGCAAAUAAUAAGCAGAAAUGACUCCGUACUGAUCAAGGUGGUACUUGCUCGUAGCACCAGAGUUGUGACAGCUGCAGAUAUUGAUCCGCUAACAUGGCUGGCUCGCUUAAAGGUUGAAGGAGAAAAUGCAUAUCAGUUCUGUUUGCAACCCCCCCAUUCGCCGGCAUUCAUUGGAAACACUCCAGAGCAGCUAUUUCAUCGGGACCGCCUCAGCAUUUGUAGUGAGGCUUUAGCUGGAACACGGGCUAGGGGUGGAUCAGAGCUUCUGGAUCUUAAGAUAGAACAGGAUUUACUAUCCAGUGCUAAGGACCAUAAUGAGUUUGCUAUAGUACGGGAGUGCAUAAGAAGAAGAUUGGAGGCUGUGUGUUCAAGCGUUCUAAUUGAACCAAAGAAAGCCAUAAGAAAAUUUCCAAGAGUUCAGCAUCUUUACGCUCGAUUGAGGGGGAGACUCCAGGCUGAAGAUGAUGAGUUUAAGAUUUUGUCGUCUGUGCACCCUACUCCAGCAGUUUGUGGGUAUCCUACAGAAGAUGCACGGGCUUUUAUUUCAGAAACUGAAAUGUUUGACCGAGGAAUGUAUGCUGGUCCUGUUGGUUGGUUUGGAGGGGAAGAGAGUGAAUUUGCUGUUGGAAUAAGGUCAGCUUUAGUUGAAAAGGGUCUUGGUGCAUUAAUUUAUGCUGGAACUGGGAUAGUGGAAGGAAGUGAUUCAUCUCUAGAAUGGGAAGAGCUAGAGCUAAAGACUUCACAGUUCACCAAAUUGAUGAAACUUGAGGCACCUCUUUUGACUAGAGGACAAAGUAGGAUUAUCAAUCAGAAUCAGAAAGUUCAAAGAGCCUGAAAAUCUUGUUAGCCUGCCCGCGUCUGAUCCUUCCCUGGGGUGGAUCAUAUCAGGACCCUUCAUGAAUUUAUGAUUGUGAUUUCCAGAUUCCACGAAGAAGGCUCCGUUCAUCAUCAGAUCUCCCUGUGAUCUCCACACCCAAUCCUUCCACACACUCUCAGGUGCAUCAUCCCUUUUGGUCACCUACAAGAAAAGGUAAAUGAGAAUGAGCAUGUAUCUUCAAUAAGAGCUAAGUCACAUGUAGUAUUCUUGAUUUGUUCAUUCUUUUCAUACACAAGAUAGUGAUGCAACCUUGUUGGUUAUGGAUAUUGUUGAUCUUGUUUA
This is a messenger RNA of Solanum dulcamara, 2095 nucleotides long. RefSeq names its product isochorismate synthase, chloroplastic. Gene Ontology annotation, biological process: phylloquinone biosynthetic process. The transcript is spliced from 16 exons. Gene Ontology annotation, cellular component: plastid. The record is from RefSeq and is a predicted model, not a curated record. The coding region runs from base 8 to 1771 and encodes 587 amino acids. NCBI's taxonomy places the organism in Eukaryota, Viridiplantae, Streptophyta, Magnoliopsida, Solanales, Solanaceae. Gene Ontology annotation, molecular function: isochorismate synthase activity.